Suillus subalutaceus is the source of this 657-nucleotide messenger RNA. RefSeq lists its product as uncharacterized. The record is from RefSeq and is a predicted model, not a curated record. The transcript has 3 exons. Bases 1 to 657 code for a protein of 218 amino acids. NCBI's taxonomy places the organism in Eukaryota, Fungi, Basidiomycota, Agaricomycetes, Boletales, Suillaceae.
AUGUUCCAGGAGCUAUCUGUGGCACCAUCCAAGAAGAACAAGAAAGCUUUCACUGAACAGACAGGACUUCCUUAUAGUCCUUACCCAGCCAGCUCACCCAGAAGAACUCUCUCUUCGCAAGGAUCAUUUGAAACCCCUUGCACUCCUACUCUUGCUGGAUUAUCUUCCUUUAUUCCUCGCACCAUUGUUUCCCAUAUCGGACCAACUGCACCAGCACCCGUAGAAGACAGAGACAAAGAAAUCCCUGAUGCUCCGUCAGUAGCACCACCUAGAUUCCCAUCCCCUGAACCAGAACCUUCCAACUCAGACCCAGGCUCAGACCCUGACUCUGAUUCCGACUCAGAAGACAACAUGCUGAUGCCCAUUGAAAGAAAGAUUUGUCAACCACCUGACUUUGAUGAUGUGAAUGAUGAAAUCUACAACGAUGAUAAAAAGAAGAUCGCCUUUGCUCUUUCAUUCAUGAAAGAAGGCACUGCAGCAGCAUGGAUGGAAGACUUUCUUGACCAUGCCCAAAUGAUAAGUCCUGUCACUCACCUAAAGAACGGAUAUGGUGACUGGAAUCAAUUGUCUCCCAAUUUGAAGAAGCUUUCAACCCUAUCAACUCCACUGGUACUGCGCUUCAUAAGCUCCAUGCCCUUAAACAAGGCAAUGACUUAA